AUGUCAGCUUCUGAUUCCACUGCGCACUACCAUGCCCUUCUACAAUUCCGAGGAAGAGCGGCAGCACGGCCUGCAGCAGCUGCAGCAGCGGCAGGUCUGGGCCGGAUCGUGCAGGCUGAAGAAUAUCUAUCCCAAGCCCAGUGGACCGUUCUCAAGUCAACUCACUGUAGUAACGCCACCCAUUCUUUACUGCAUCGGAACCUUGGACUUCUCUACAUGGCUAAGGAAAACUAUGAGGAAGCCCGCUAUCAUCUGGCCAAUGAUAUUUAUUUUGCCAGUUGCGCGUUUGGAACAGAGGACAUCAGGACCUCAGGAGGGUACUUCCAUCUGGCCAACAUCUUCUAUGGCCUUAAAAAGUUGGACCUGGCAGACUCACUGUACACCAAGGUUGCUGAGAUCUGGUAUAAAUAUUUAAAUGACCACUAUCAAGUCCUCUCACAGGCCCGCAUCCAACAGAUAGACUUACUGGGCAAACAAUUUGUGAAUGACACCGGCCUGGAUGAAGCCCAGGAAGCAGAAGCCAUCCGGGUCCUGACUUCAGUCUUGAACAUUCGGGAAUUGACAACUGAGAAAGCCCCUCAAAAAACUGUCUUCGUUCUGAAAACCCUGGUCAUGCUCUACUACCUGAUGAUGAAUCCUUCAAAGGCAAGUGAAUAUGCCAUGCAGGCCCUCAGUCUCUGCAGAGAAUAUCAGCUCGAUAUCCAGGAGCAAAGCACCAUUCAGGAGCUGCUGAGUCUCAUCUUAGCUGAAGAAGAUCAACCCAUUACGUAGGGGCCCGUGAGCUGGGCAUCAGAGCGCACUCAAGGGACCGUUGAGCCUCCAAAGUGUUCCAGCCUUGCCUGGCUGCUCGGAGGCACUUUUUGUUGACGUGUUCACCUUCUUCCCUGGGGCCUGCACGCAGAGCUGUAGCUUUAUUCUGACACAGCCUCUCUGUGGGAGUAGAGCUUUAGGCACAGAAAGCAGUAAAACUCACAUGGAUCGUGACCUUUGCAGGUGCUUAUCAUGACUUUUUACGUCUUCCAGUCACGUGUAGUCAGAUCACUAGCCACGUAUUUACAAUUGACUUGCAAAUACAGAAGUCUCCCAGGAAUGCAUGUUGCACAGCUGUUUUCUAAAUGAGGAGGUAG
Molecule: messenger RNA, 1127 nt
Organism: Lepus europaeus (European hare)
Lineage: Eukaryota; Metazoa; Chordata; Mammalia; Lagomorpha; Leporidae
Gene: ZMYND12
Product: zinc finger MYND-type containing 12
Exons: 6
Coding region: 1-771 (256 amino acids)
Molecular function (GO): protein binding
Source: RefSeq, a predicted model, not a curated record